Messenger RNA from Colius striatus (speckled mousebird), 5044 nucleotides. It is a transcript of the gene RNF220, whose product is annotated as ring finger protein 220. The transcript is spliced from 16 exons. Gene Ontology annotation, biological process: protein ubiquitination. Gene Ontology annotation, molecular function: ubiquitin protein ligase activity; metal ion binding. Bases 374 to 2218 code for a protein of 614 amino acids. NCBI's taxonomy places the organism in Eukaryota, Metazoa, Chordata, Aves, Coliiformes, Coliidae. The record is from RefSeq and is a predicted model, not a curated record.
GUUUCAGGAGGAGGAAAAAGUGGGGGGAACAAGGCGACCUAAGGGGCUGUGCGGAGCGGGCCGGCGGAGCCCGCUUCUCCCCCUCCCUGCCGGUCAAUCGUUCCCGGGGAGGCAGGAGAAGAGCAGCCCCGGCUGCGCCUCAAUCACCGCUUCUCGGCGGGACAGCUGGGCCGAGCCGAGCCGAGCCCCGCCGGGCCACAAAACACCUGUUUAAUUUGCCGGCGGGGAGCGCGGAGCGGCGGGGCUCGGUGUUAGCGUGUUUGGAGGGUGAUGAUGCCCCAGUAAUUCUCCCCUCUCCGUCCCCCGGCAUCGCUUCGCUUUCCUUCCAGGGAAGAUCGUUCCGCCUGUGAUCCUGCUGAGGAAAGAGACUCCGAUGGACUUACACCGGGCAGCGUUCAAGAUGGAGAACUCACCCUAUCUCCCCAACCCGCUGGCCUCCCCAGCGCUGAUGGUUCUCGCCUCCACCGCUGAAGCCAGCCGUGAUGCUUCCAUUCCCUGCCAGCAGCCGAGGCCUUUUGGUGUCCCCGUGUCAGCAGACAAGGACGUGCAUAUUCCCUUUACCAAUGGCUCAUAUACUUUUGCCUCCAUGUAUCACCGGCAAGGCGCGGUGCCGGGAGCCUUCGCCAACCGUGAAUUUCCUCCCUCUUUGCUUCACCUCCACCCCCAGUUUGCACCCCCCAACCUGGACUGCACCCCGAUCAGCAUGUUGAAUCACAGUGGCGUUGGGGCUUUCCGCCCCUUUGCGUCUACCGAAGACCGGGAGAGCUACCAGUCAGCCUUUACCCCGGCCAAGCGCCUGAAAAACUGCCAUGACACUGACUCACCCCAUCUGCGCUUCUCGGACGCUGAUGGGAAGGAGUAUGAGUUUGGCACGCAGCUCCCCUCCAGCUCCCCCGGCUCACUCAAAGUUGACGAUACGGGGAAGAAGAUCUUUGCUGUUUCUGGCCUCAUUUCUGACCGGGAGACGUCGUCCAGUCCCGAAGACCGAAGUGACAGAUAUAGAAGCGACAACCAAGGAGGGCCCCAGGCGUCUGCAACUGCCACUCAUCGUAUGAUUUUAACUCUCCCCCUCUGCAAAAAGAAAACGACUUUGUUUGACAGCCAGGCUCCGAUCUGCCCCAUCUGCCAGGUCCUCCUUCGCCCCGGGGAGUUGCAAGAGCACAUGGAGCAGGAGCUGGAGAAGCUCACCCAACUGAACAUCAGCAAGAGCUCCAUCCUGAAGGAUGCCAUGGCAGCAGGUACCCCCAAGUCAAUUUUGUUGUCGGCCUCAAUCAAGCGGGAAGGAGAUUCUCCGACAGCAUCACCCCACUCCUCAGAUGACAUCCAUCACUCGGACAGAUACCAGACCUUCCUGCGGGUGCGAGCGAACCGGCAGACGCGGCUGAACGCUCGGAUUGGAAAAAUGAAACGGAGGAAGCAAGAUGAAGGGCAGGUAUGUCCCCUCUGCAGCCGGCCUCUGUCAGGAUCCGAGGAGGAGAUGAGUAGGCAUGUGGAACAAUGCCUUGCAAAGAGAGAAGGUUCAUGCAUGACUGAGGAUGACUCUGUGGACAUCGAGAACGAGAAUGGCAACCGCUUUGAAGAGUACGAGUGGUGCGGGCAGAAGAGGAUACGGGCCACUACUCUCCUGGAGGGAGGAUUUCGAGGUUCUGGGUUUAUCAUGUGCAGUGGCAAGGAGAAUCCAGACAGUGAUGCUGACCUCGAUGUGGAUGGGGAUGACACACUUGAAUAUGGGAAACCACAGUACACGGAGGCAGACGUUAUCCCUUGCACUGGGGAAGAGCCAGGCGAAGCCAAAGAGAGGGAGGCACUCCGAGGUGCUGUUUUAAAUGGUGGCACACCUAGUACCCGAAUAACACCGGAGUUUUCCAAGUGGGCCAGCGACGAAAUGCCCUCAACGAGUAAUGGUGAAAGCAGUAAACAGGAGACCAUGCAGAAGACCUGUAAGAACAGUGACAUUGAAAAAAUUACAGAAGACUCUGCAGUGACAACAUUUGAAGCGUUAAAGGCUCGUGUCCGUGAGUUAGAAAGGCAGCUUUCCCGUGGGGACCGCUAUAAAUGUCUCAUUUGCAUGGACUCCUACACAAUGCCCCUGACUUCCAUCCAGUGCUGGCAUGUGCACUGUGAAGAGUGCUGGCUGCGGACUCUGGGUGCCAAGAAGCUCUGUCCCCAGUGCAACACCAUCACGUCUCCCGGAGACCUUCGACGCAUCUAUUUAUGAAGGACCCAGCGGGAGGGCAGGACCCAGCUACUCGGCUCAGCUCAUCACACCAAGGGGGAGAAGAAUGACAGCAACAACAACGAGACAAAAAACAAAACAAGACAUUUUGAAAUGUAAAGAAUAAGAAAUAAACCAGAGACUCCACAGCCAUGGACUCGAGGACACAGGAGCAGCGGGGAGCCUGGGCUCCCGGGCCCCGCGUGCUGAGGUCUCCUUCAGCACCUGCAGCGGGCAAAAACCAAACCCUUUGUUGUGAAGCCCCCUUUUUUAAAACCAGUAUUCCCCAUGCACCGUUCCCUGGAGCUGGCUUUGCAUCGUGGACGGCUCGUUGAGCCUUCCUUUGGACUGUGCUCUUGACCACUCUGCCCCCAGGAGACUGGGGAAGGGACCCCUUGACAGAAAGAUGUUAAAUAACCCGUAACUUGUGUUCUUUGUUCAGUUGGUUUUGUUUGGGUUUCAUUUGCUUUCCAUUUGGGCUUCGGUUUGGUUCUGUUUUGGUUCUUUGUGGUGUUCUAGUGAUAAAAAAAAAAGAAAACAAACAAAAACAAACACACACCCACCCCCCCAGGCAGAAAUGAAGCACAUGUAAUAUAGAUUAUAUAUGUUUACAAUGUUGUGUAUAAAUGGGAUAGACUCAAACAUUACAUACUAAUAAGUUUCCCUUUGGUUUUGGGUUUGGUUUUUUGUUGUUUUGGGUUGUAUUUUUUUUAAAGAAGAUUAAAGAAAAACGAGCAGAGAACAUUAAACCCAUAUUUUUCUUGGUUCAGCAAAGUUUUGGCAUUAAAGUCAUUAGUUUAAAAAAAAAAACAAAGUAUAUAUAUACAUAUAUAUAAUAUAAAUGGUUUAAUGUUCUGUGGUGUAUAUUUCCUCAUUCAGAUAUGAAGUUAACAGCUUUUAGUAAUGGCUGUAGCGUUGCCCAUAACUUACAGAACUUAUGGGGAGUAGAGGAGGUGGAUUUUUGUCAUUAGUUGUAGCUAAUGGGGCUAUUUAUAAUAGAAUCGUUAUCCCUGGAAAGACACGGCUUUUAACUCCUCGCCAGGGGACGGGGCAGGGUGGGGGGAUCUGGCUCAGCGUCCCCUUUGCCUUUCCCAGCAGGGGAAGGGGCAAACGGUGCGGAGCUGGAGGGAGGCAUCGGGCCAGAGCGCUGCCCUCGCCACCUCCCGGCCACAGCCCCCUGCCCCGUGUUGCUUUCCAUCAGCCGCUGGGGAUGCUGGAGCUGCUCCUGCUGCCCGGCCAGGACGGUGGGCCCGGGGAGGGGUGGCCCUCAGGCCCCGCAGAGCCGGCCGUGCCCUGGCUGGCUCCCCCAGCUCCUGCAGCCUGCGUUCGGGCCACAGGCGCAGAGCCCGGCCGACCCUGGGGCUGCCCACGGGCCGUGCCCUGCAGAGCUGCUUCCAGCUGCAGCUCCUCACACGCAGCCCCUCGUGCUCGGGCCUGUCUCCCGUAUCCUCAGCCUUAACCAAAGCUGCCAUCUGGCCUGGUUGGUUUUUUGUUGUGUUUUUUGUUUUCAGGACCCAAGAUGCUGUUGUGUUUCCCGGGGCACAGGCCCCGUGUGCUGGCCGCCCACAGCCCUGCCCCGGGCAGCCGCCGCUGCCAGCUCCCCGAAGACGGAAGGCGGGGAGGUGGGGAAGCUCGUCUCCCCCUGCCCCUGCAGGGUCUUUCCAAGUAGAUCCCAUCUGGCAGCACAACGUGGCUGUAGCGGUUUGUCUGGAAACAGACACGGAGAGAGGUUUGGAGCUGGGCUGGAGAGGUGGUGGGGAGCCCGGGUGCCUGUGGGGUGAUGAUUCCACCACCACUUCUCUGCCCUGAACUUGAUGCUGUUUUGCUGAGAGCAGCUGCUGGCCUCAGCAUCUCCUUUCAGAAGGAUCCCACUGCACCCAAGAACAAAAAAAACCCCAAACCAGAUUGAAGGAGCUCUAUUUUAUAAGCAUCUUGGCAAAAGAUGACAAUUCUUAAUUGAGAGUUUCCUGGAUCUCCAAGCUCAUGGCAGCUUCUGAGACCAGAGAGCCACAGCCUCCUCUGCUCGGGGACAUAUCCCUGCCAAGCUUCUGGGGACCAGAGGAAGCUGAGGCAUCCCAGGAGGGUCCCACAGCAGGCAGCUGUUCCUGCUGGGUGACCCCCUGGCCAGCAGCACCCAGGCAGGGGCAGGGCAGGCACACACAACUUGGGUCUGAAUUUGCAAAGGGGAAUAAUCUGGGGCAUGGCUGGGCUGUGCUGUGCUGUGUGUAUCCCCCAGCCAGGGCUGCACUACCCCACUGCCAGCGCCGGGAUCUUGGAGAUGCAUUUGAAGAGGGUGCAGUGGGUGGGUUGGAGAGGCAGCUGGGCAGGGGGAGAGGACAGGACACUCCAGCAGCAGCACAGCUCUUCCUUGGGAAUAGGCCCCGGGAGGGAGCCAGGUUUUCUGGCAGCUGUUGUGGACCAGCCGUGUGCUCUAUGUAUUUACAUGUAAAACCAUAUGUAACUAGUCCUUGGUUCUUUGUUUUGGGGGUUACUUUUUGUUCUCUUUCUUUUUGGUUUAAUUGUAAAGCCAUCCCCUGUUUUCAACGGGGGGGCUGCAGGGCUGGGGAGAGAGGCAGCCCGGUUUCUAGCAGGCAUCCGCCGCCUCCCCUCUUCGGAAAUGAGUUUCAGUGUUUUUAAGAAGCAGCAGCAGCAGCAAAAGGAAAGAGUGGAAAUCUUGGAGUUACGUAUCUUUGCCCAAAGAAUCCCAGUUGCACAAAGCGCUAUUCCGGUGUGUCGAUGAUUGUGUGUCGGUGUAUAUUAUACAAAGAGGUACUUGUCGCUCCCGUUUGUAAACUACAUUUGACAUUAAUUAAACAAGUAUAAAUCUUC